CUUUCACACAGCUGGGAGCCCUGCAGAAGUAAGGUUCUGGGGAGAAGGACUGAACCUCACCCCCUCUUGGUGCCCCUGGAGUGGAACCCAGGCGUCUGACCCGCUGUCUGGUGGUGUGGACGGAGUUCUACUCGGGCCCGCCCCGCACAGCCCAGCGCUGCCCACCGGUUGGGUGCUGUCCCUGCGCGCGCCUCUGCUGCGGCCGGGCGGUUGGGACGCGCUGGCUCCUUCCUGCGCACCAACCCAGCGGGUGCUUUGCCUUCGAUGCUCCAGGAAGCGGCCACUGUAGGAGCCUCUUCCAUCUGCACCUGUUGUAGCUAGCGAUCCCGCUCAUCCUGCUGCUGGGGGACUCACCGGGCUGCAGCGUGGGUCACCUUUUUGCCGGAGACAUCGCAGAUGGAUGCCAUCUAUGGAGAUCUCUUUUGGUGCCUGGACUAUGACGAAGAUGAAAUGCUGGACAUCUUUGAACUUCAUGAAGGCCUGGAGGAUGUAGAUUUCCACCAGUCCCUGGAGGAUGAGCAGAAAAUUUUUAAUACUGGAGAUGUCAACAAGGAUGGAAAGCUGGAUUUUGAAGAAUUUACAAAGUACCUUAAAGACCAUGAGAAAAAAAUGAAAUUGGCAUUUAAGAGUUUGGACAAAAAUAAUGAUGGAAAAAUUGAGGCUUCAGAAAUUGUCCAGUCGCUCAAGAUACUAGGUCUAAAUGUUUCUGAACAACAAGCAGAGUUGAUUCUUCAAAGCAUUGACGCUGAUGGGACCAUGACAGUGGACUGGAAUGAAUGGAGGGACUAUUUCUUAUUUAAUCCUGUGACAGACAUUGAGGAAAUUGUCCGUUUCUGGAAGCAUUCCACGGGAAUUGACAUAGGGGACAGCAUAGCUAUUCCGGAUGAAUUCACGGAGGAAGAGAAGAAGUCUGGACAGUGGUGGAGGCAGCUGCUGGCGGGUGGCAUCGCUGGGGCUGUCUCCAGGACCAGCACUGCACCUUUAGACCGCCUGAAGGUCAUGAUGCAGGUUCAUGGUUCAAAAUCAAUGAACAUUUUUGGUGGGUUUCGGCAGAUGGUAAAAGAAGGAGGUAUUCGUUCCCUUUGGAGAGGAAAUGGCACAAAUGUCAUUAAAAUUGCUCCGGAGACAGCUGUUAAGUUCUGGGCCUAUGAACAGUACAAGAAGUUGCUUACUGAGGAGGGACAAAAAAUAGGAACUUUUGAGAGAUUUAUUUCUGGUUCCAUGGCUGGAGCAACUGCACAGACGUUUAUUUACCCCAUGGAGGUUUUGAAAACCAGGUUGGCUGUGGGCAAAACUGGACAGUACUCUGGAAUAUAUGAUUGUGCCAAGAAGAUUUUGAAGCAUGAGGGCUUCAGCGCUUUUUACAAAGGUUAUGUUCCCAAUUUGCUGGGCAUCAUCCCUUACGCAGGCAUAGACCUCGCUGUGUAUGAGCUCUUGAAAUCCCACUGGCUGGACAAUUUUGCAAAAGACACUGUCAACCCCGGCGUCAUGGUGUUGCUGGGCUGUGGAGCCUUGUCCAGCACCUGUGGGCAGCUGGCCAGCUAUCCCUUGGCUUUGGUGAGGACUCGCAUGCAGGCUCAAGCCAUGGUAGAAGGCGCUCCUCAGCUGAACAUGGUUGGCCUUUUUCGACGAAUACUUUCCAAAGAAGGACUCCCCGGACUCUACAGGGGCAUCACCCCAAACUUCAUGAAGGUGCUCCCGGCUGUGGGCAUCAGUUAUGUGGUGUAUGAAAACAUGAAGCAAACUUUAGGUGUCAUCCAGAAAUGACAUGUUGAACUUUUCCCUUUAGCAUGAUUAUUGGAAUUGUCUACAUGCUCUGGAGUGACUUCUAGAAUUGCAACAAGAUGAUGGCAAAAGAAGCUGUGGUUUUAAUUGUUUUUCCACAAAGGGGAAGAGCUUAUCAAUGAUCACUUUAGACAUUUGGGUUCACUUUCAUAUAUUCAGCAAUGUUGAAAAUCAUUGUUUUAGUAAGUUUUGGAAAAGUCAUGAAAUUGUACUCUAUCUUUUCUGAUUAGUCCUUCUGCAGAUCUGUGGCCCUGAAUGCUAAAUUGGAAAAUGUUCUUGCUUGAACUUAUUUGUUUUGUGUGGUAGAAUUAUAAGUCACUAAUCUUUCAAAUGUAUGCCAAUUUCUUUUUACCUAAGGGUCUAUUUAAAAAAAAAACAGAAAAAAAUGACCAGAAAAGCGAGACUUAAAUUGUUUCACAUAUUUUGAAUGUCUUCAUAGAUGUCUUAAACUUGUCUUAUAGAAUGAGUAAUAGAAAAUCAUUGCAUUUAAAAUAUACUUUAUAGCAGCUAAAUAACUAUAGGGUUUAACAUCCUUAUCUUUUCUUUAAGUAGAAAAGGAAGGAAUAUAGGGACAAAAUCUGUACAAAGGAACAAUGAAAUAAUAUUUAUUUCAGAGCGGGUAUUUUUUCAUUUUGCUUGUACUGUUCCUGGUAUUACAGUGAUCGUCACAUUAUUGUUAAAUUAUCAACACAAGAUAUUUACAUGAAGAUUGUGUUUGUUCUACCAUUGCUUUUAAGAAGAAGCGCUUUUCCCUGUAUCUGUUUUGAGGAGCAUCUCUCUUUUGUUUACCUAUUUUUUGGAUCAGAUUCUGUUUUAUCAGGAAGGCUUCUUGGGACUAUCCUUGGUCAUCCAAAAUUUCUCUCCUAGUGACAUCAAGUGUUCAUCCGGGUGAAUGACAUGCCUGUUUUCCCUUCAAUGCUGAAUUUUUUGAACCUGCCGUUCUUAAUCCAGGCAGCAUCCUGAAGCUGAGAAUAGCACAUAGUAAGAGUAGCCUAUUUUAAUUGCCUACAUUAAACGGAAUGCCCAAUUUGUAAACAUAUACAUCCAGAUUUUUCACUUGCCUCAAGUUUUAGGAACAAUGUGAUUGAAAGCCUGAUUUAUAAUACCGGUGGCAUUUAAAAUUUUUUACUGAAGUCAUUUUCAUAGUCAACUAUUUUCCUGAUUUAUGUGAUUAGAACUUACAAUUAGUUGAAGUUAUCCUUAAUACUUUUAAACUUAGCUCCUAAGUGCAUUUGAUUCUAGUAAUUCAUUGUAAAAGGCCAUCAUUUUCAUGAAUGUGUAGUGACAAAAGAGGCAUUUACUUUUUUUAAACCUACUUCUUUUAUCUUUUGAACCAAAGAGAAAGGACAGACUUGUGUUUGUGGAACAUAUUCUAAAUUAUAGUUUCAUUUAUAUUACUUAUGCCUGGUAUGUGUAUCAGCAUUUUUAUACUACAUUUGGUAAGCCAGGGACUCUAUCUACAGGGUUAUUUGUACUUUUGAGUAACACAUAAAAUGACAUAUUAAGUGCAUAAUUAGUUCUUUUUUUAUUCACAAAAAUUACAGAAACAAAUAAUUGUGCCAAGAUUUUUAAAAUUUCAAGCUGGUGAAAGUAUUCUCACUUCAUUAUGAAUUUAAAUUGUUUGCUAGUGAACAUUUGUGCAGCAUGAAUGUGGUUUAUCUGUGCAUCUUCUAUCUUUUGAAACAAUAAUUUUAUAUCUUUUGGAAAAAAGACCCAAGCUGAAGAUAGCUUAUUUCUGGCAUUACUGCAUAUUUACUUCCCAUUUAUAUUAAAAAUAUGCUUGUUUUUAAAAUGACUUGUUUCCUAAUUUUGAAAAGAACUUUAAAUAAUGUAGAAACGGACCCACUGCUGAGAUCAUCAAUGGUUUGGAAAUACUUUUUCACACCCGGCUUCAGGUGGUCAUUGUAAAUAUUUGGCC
Molecule: messenger RNA, 3703 nt
Organism: Castor canadensis (American beaver)
Lineage: Eukaryota; Metazoa; Chordata; Mammalia; Rodentia; Castoridae
Source: RefSeq, a predicted model, not a curated record